AGGACUGGGAGAGGGGAAGCAACAAGAGGAGAGAGGGAGAAGAAAGAAGAAAUAAAGGAGAGCUUCACGGGAUCCUUGAGCAUUGACAUUUGAGUGGAGGGUCAUGUGUGUGAGUCCAAGGAUGUAGUGAGUGUGAUCGAAACCAAAAACAGAGCGAAAAAGUAGGGAAGUGUGCCUAGGAAAGUUGGGUUUGUAAAAGUGUGGGCGAAACAAAGAAGAGCAGUGAGAGGGGUGUAGUCCACAUGUGACUGCAGCGAGUUGGAGAAAGAGAGGUGUUUUUAAAGUGUGUGUGUGUGUAGAAAGGAAGGGGGGGCAGUCAGCAAAGAGCAUGCAGCGUGUAUCCUUCCCUCUGUCCCCGUAGCAGGCUGAACGAGAGCCAGGAAAAUGGGGAGGGCCUCCCUCUCCUCUCUCUGCAGCUGACAAAAACAGCUGCCCAGGAGUCCGGAGCUGGACAGAGCACGAGAGAGGACAGAAGGAGAGAAGAGAGAGAGAGGAGGAGGAAAAAGGUCCAGAGAACAGGACCCGUCCACCUAUAUGGGUUGCGUCCUGAGUUCGGACUGGUGUGGGGAAGAAGAGGUGCAACCGGUGGCGGUGGGCAGAAACUCGUCUCUGAAGAGAAGGAGUCUGGAGAGGAGAGAGAGUGGAAGGAUGAGGCUGACAAAGGGGGGGAAGGGAGAGCCCCACAUCUUCAAGGAAAAGAUCUUUAAGAAGAAGCGCCAGUGCAGCGUGUGCCGGCAGAACGUCGACAACGUUGGCUCCUUCUGCAGAGUAUGCAAGACAGCCAUCCACAGGAAGUGUGAGACCAAGGUGACCUCGGCAUGCAUCCCAGCUCCCGCCAAUGAUCUGCAGCGUCGAGGGACCCCUCCUUCUCGACACAUCCAGCACCUGGGGUCCACCAAGUCUCUGACCUACACCAAACAGAGAAACACCCUGCCAAGGAGCUUCAGCGUGGACCGUGUGAUGGAGAGAGUGAUGGAGCGCCACUACGACUUCGACCUGACCUACAUCACCGAGAGGAUCAUCUCCGUGUUCUUCCCCCCUAAGCUGGAGGAGCAGAGAUACCGCGUCAACCUGAAGGAGGUGGCUGCCAUGCUCAAGUCCAAACACCAGGACAAAUUUCUGCUCCUGAACCUCUCCGAGAGGCGCCACGAUAUCACCCGACUGAAUACGAAGGUUCACGACUUUGGCUGGCCCGACCUCCACGCCCCACCGCUGGAUAAGAUCUGUGCCAUAUGUAAGGCCAUGGAGACAUGGCUGACCUCUGACUCCCAGCACGUGGUGGUCCUUCACUGCAAGGGCAACAAAGGUAAAACAGGCGUGAUCAUCGCAGCCUACAUGCACUACAGCAAGAUCUCUGCAGGGGCGGACCAGGCUCUCAGUACUCUCGCCAUGAGGAAGUUCUGUGAAGAUAAGGUGUCCUCUUCCCUCCAGCCGUCCCAAAACAGGUAUAUCUAUUACUUCGGGGGCCUUCUGUCCGGGGCCAUCAAGAUGAACAGCAGCCCUCUCUUCCUCCACCAAGUUCUCAUCCCAUCACUCCCCAACUUCCAGGGGGAAAGAGGUUACUGCCCCUUCCUAAAGAUCUACCAGUCCAUGCAGUUGGUCUACACUUCAGGCAUAUAUGACCUUAAGGGCACUGGAGGCAGGCGGCUGUGUGUGACCAUCGAACCGGCGCUGCUGCUAAAGGGUGACAUCAUGGUCAAAUGCUACCACAGGCGAGCCCAGAGCGCCGACAGAGACACAGUGUUCAGGUUGCAGUUCCACACAUGCACCAUCCACGGAUCCCAGCUCUGGUUUGGCAAAGGGGAGUUGGACGACGCUUGUGCUGAUGAGCGUUUUCCGUCUGAUGCCACAGUUGAGUUUGUCUUCUCCUCUGGACCUGAGAAGAUCAAAGGCCGUGAGUACCAGAAGAACGACCCGGCCGUCACGGUCGACUACAACACUGCGGACCCAUUGGUUCGCUGGGAUUCCUAUGAGAACUUUAACCAGCGAUACCAGGACAGCCUGGAGGUUGAUAUUGCCCACACCAGAGGUCCUGUCGAUGGGAGUCUCUACGCUCAGAUAAAGAAGCGCAGAGGUCCCUCUGGUUCUCUCACCUCAACCAAUGGCAGCAGCCCAGCGGCAGGCCUUGAAGAAGAUAGGCCAGGUCGCCUCAUCGCUCAUGGUUCUGACUCCGGCCUCUCAGCCCAUUCCGUCCAUUUGAACCAAUCAUUUGUCCAUCCUGAGCGACAGGAGGAGCCCACUCGCCCACUGCCCCCAACCAGACAGGAGAGAGAGGAGCUUGAACGUCUUCUUGGAGGCAUAGAGGGGAACCGGGAUGGAGAGCGAGAGACCGCCAUCUUGGACGAUGGAGAUUCUUUGCCCUCUGAGAGAACUGGGACGCUGAGGCUUAGCCGGUCCUGUUCCUGCCGGGAUGGUUAUCGGUCCCAGCGUUGUGCCGAGCCUGGCUGUGACCGCACCCUUCUCAUGCCUAAUGGUUACUGCCUCGACCGUGCUCCUGGCACCAACGGGCAUCACGGGGCGACCCCUUCUGCCAGCCCCAACCCAGCUGCUCCUCCGUCACACAUGGAUCUGUGCCAACACUACAGCCCCCACUCCCACCAGUCCCUUCCACCUCCAGAUCUGGUGUGGGACCGCCAGGGUGGCCCGCCGCACUACCUACACCGCUCCUGCUCGGAAGCUCCCUCGUCUCGACACAUCUGCCCAUAUCCAUCACCAGACCUUACCCCUCACUCACACAACCACCCGCUCCACCACCCUCCGUCCGCCCUGGGUCGCCUCUGCUGUCGGGAAGAUGACUUCACUCCCUUUCACCCCCCUCCUCCACCUCACAGCCACCACCAUCCCCACCCGCACCACCCCAAACCCUCCAACAGCCCGACCUACCACGAUAUAAUGCUAAUGGAUGGUCUGCCACCCCCUGGUUGCCCUUGCAGAGAUUGCAGCAUCAGGAGAGAAGACUCUGUGGCCUAUCACAGCCUGAGGCUGGACCAUGGGGACAGCUUCCACUGGGAUAGAGAGGCGGAGCUUCAGCAGAGGGAGGUGGGGCUUAGGAGAGCCAGGGAGGGAGAGUUACCCAGAGGGUCAGAACUGCACUGGGAGAGGGAUCCAGGGCUGAGACGAGGCAGAGAGCUGUCCAUCCACUGGGAGAGAGACAGGGAGGCGGAGCUGCAGUGGGAGAGGGACAGAGAGGCUGAAUAUUGGCACAGAAGGGCCACCGUAGCCUCCUACGGCCCGCAGGGUCACGAUCUUCCAGCCUUCACGUUUGACCCCUUGCCAUCGGGUCACCCGGCUUAUCCAGAGGCGUCGAGGUCCCACGCUCAUUCUCACCUGGACCUGAAAUACAGCAGCAGCAGCAGCGGUUACCAAACGCCCCGCCAGGUGUGCCCCUGCUCGCCUUACCAGCCCUCGCCGUCUGAAAGCAGGGGCUACGCCUCGGGCUACCAAUCUGAGUCCACGUCCCCGCUGCCCCCGGCUUCCUCCAUGAUAGGGCCCUGCAGCCAUAGCAACGGGCCAGCAGAGCAUAACCAUAUCCCCCACCACCACCAUCCAGACUCACAGCAGUCAUAUGGCUCUGAGUCACACACUGAUGGCCUUCGGAGCUCUGGUGAAAGUGUGGGCUGGAGGGAUCACAUUACCCACGGUUCCUUUAAGAGGGUCCACAGAGACGGCCACGCCGCAUGCUCCACACCGUCCGACAUGUCUGGACCGUCCACUCCUGUCCACACAAGCAGCCCACUACGCACGCAGGAAAGCCCCAGUCCAGGAGGGAGAGGGUAUGACAUCCGGACUACAGACAUCAUCAACAGUGACUACGAGGCUCCCCGGCCCCAGGACGGACACUAUCGUGCGGAUAUUAUCCCCCAGGAAAGCCAAAGAAGCAGCACAGAGCAGCCAUCCCUGCAGCAGGCAGCCAAAGACACACAAACACACACAAACACACCUGUACAAACAGAACUCCACAACCACUGCACUGCACCACCAGACCUGUCUCCUACUGCUCCCCAACAGCAGCACUGUAACCCAAAUACACCAUCAGCUUCGACGACGCAGAACAAUUCUUUUGUUUCUGCAACGCCAACUACAUCAAACCAGGAAUUCUUCCAGGCUCCAUCAUCCCCUAUCCAUGCUUCGUCUACACCGGAUGCACACUCUCAACCUGGCCCCCUCACUCUCCAGACCCCCCAUCCUUCAGAAGCUGCUGCUCUGCCUUCCAUGGUAGCGCAGGCAGUUCCCCAGCCUCAGAGCCAGACCCAAACCCAAACCCCCGGAAUGACAAGUCAGACCCCAGCACAGGUCAUCAGAUCUUCUCCGACCAGGGAAUCUCACCCCGAACCUGCAAAACCCAUGAUCACCCCCAACACCAUGUCUGCCCCCGCAUCUCCCGCCCAGCCGACCUCCACUAGCACUGAGGGCUCCCCAGUCUCUGAUACCCCAGUUCCUGGCUUUGCCACUUUGGGCAGGAGGUUGAUGUUGAGUGGGUCCGACCAUCACCCUCUGAACCACAUCCAGCAGCACGGACCCCCCCACCACCACUACCCCAGCAUGGAGCACAGCGCUGCCGGACACACGUCUGCUCUGGACACUAACAAGAGGCCCUGCUACUCCACUCACACUCCUCAACUCUAUCCAUCCAACUACUCCAAUUAUUCCACCAUCUCUAUCCCGCUUCCUCACCCUCAACCGCCUCUGCCAGAGAAGCGCCACCCGCCCAUCCAGUCAGGUUCACCCAACGAUGGUGCGGGAACUAUGAGGCCAGCCGUGGGACACAUGCCUCCCUCCACUGCCAGCACCGCCCAGCAUCAGCUCCAUGUCACAUUCUCUCCCACCGUGGGGGAAAUUGCAGCCCCUGCAGGCAAAAGUGAUGGAGUGGAGUCCGUGGAGACUGAGAAUAGGGUCAGUGUGAAGUUUGUCCAGGACAGUUCAAGGUUCUGGUACAAGCCUGGCAUCUCCAGAGAACAAGCAAUCGCAGCUCUGAAGGAGAGAGAGCCAGGAACCUUCCUGAUCAGGGACAGCAACUCUUUCCAGGGGGCCUAUGGCCUGGCCCUAAAGGUGGCUACACCUCCUCCCAAUGUCAACAACCACAACAGCAAGGUGAGCGACCCUCUGGAACAGCUGGUCAGACACUUCCUAAUAGAAACGGGCCCUCGAGGAGUCAAGAUUAAAGGAUGUCAGAAUGAGCCCUACUUUGGGAGUCUGUCUGCAUUAGUCUACCAACACUCCAUCACACCCAUCUCUUUGCCCUGCGCUCUCAAGAUCCCAGAAAAAGAUCUGAUAGGAGAGGUGCUGGAGGUUCAACCAGUGAAUAAUAACAUCAGCACGGCGGCUGACCUGCUGAAACAAGGAGCAGCCUGUAAUGUAAUCUACCUGAACUCCGUGGAAACAGAAUCUCUAACCGGCCCUCAGGCAAUCGCAAAGGCAACAGAUGCCUUCUUGGGUCGUAACCCGCGUCCCGCUGCCACCGUGGUCCAGUUCAAGGUGACAUCGCAGGGCAUCACGCUGACAGACAGCCAGCGCAGGGUUUUCUUCAGGAGACAUUACCCAGUGAACAGCGUAACCUUCAGCAGCAUCGACCCUAAGGACAGGAGGUGGACUAAUUCAGACAACACCGCUGUUAAGGUGUUUGGUUUCGUAGCCAAGAAGCCGGGCAGCUUGGCAGAGAACGUGUGUCACCUGUUUGCCGAGUUGGACCCCGAACAACCUGCUUCUGCCAUCGUCAACUUUAUCAACAAGGUCAUGUUGUCACAGCGGCGAUAGAGGGAGGCAAAGACAGGAAACCAAACUCGAAUGCUAUCGUUAUUCAUCAGUUGGUAUAAAAACAUCUCGAAGGCAGUUGGAAAUGUUAGUUCAUUAUAAAUCUGCCCCUGAACUGUCCCCCUUUUCCUAAAGGGUUGUUGACAAUAUAACACUACAUUUCAAUUUUUCUAAUAUAGUUCAUUAUUGUUGGAUGGAAAUAAAGAAAAACAAUGUUCAAACAAAGCCAUGAUAUAUAGUGUUACAACUCCUCUAAGGAGAGGGAGGCUGCAGAGGAAACUUCCACCAUCAACAGUGGAUUUACAAAAACCAACAGAAAAUACUUCUACAUGUACCAGGGGUCUGACCGGUGGGUUAUUCACAUGUCUUUGGGCAUAACUCUCAUAUCAUGAAGCUGGCUCACCAUGGUAACCUGCUCCACAGUUCAGAGAAUCAUUCCUCCUGGGUCCUGACAAAAAGUGCUGAGUUUACAAUAAAGUGGCAUGUAAUAAAUACCAAGAGACAGUCGCUUUACUUUUUGCAAUGUUUAAGUAUUACUUAUUCAUAAUACAUCAUGAGACAAAAAAGAACAGACAUUUAUAUAUGGAAAACUAAUAAUUGAUCUUUUUAUUUUCCAUACUCGUGCUAGACAGCGGAACAGGUCCAUUCAACAAUUACCACACUAGUAAAAAUCUAACUUUUAAUCUUUGGACAUACUACGUGUGAGUACAGUUUAUUGGUCAGUGGUGGAAGUCCAUUUAAUUUUAAAUCAGAUUAAAAGCCCAAAAACACUUUUUCUCAGUGGGAUCGUUCAUGAACUUAAAAGUUUGGGGUGUUUCACAUAAGAGAUUUUAGUAUUUGUGAUUUUUCUCACCAAUCCGAAAGGAGCGGGACUUGGUAAUGUCACAUGGUUCUAUCAGGAUUUAGCAACAUUUGAAGCAGAAUCAGUCGGCUCGUGGAUUAUUUGGUUGCUGGUUAUUAAAUCUGACCGAACUACACCCAGAGAAUACCUUUUUUUUGUUUACUUUGAUUGUUGCUUUAGUCUUGAAUAUUUAAUGUUACUCAGAAAUACUCAUGAAUUUCUGGUUGUUUCAGCUUCAUGAUACCAGUUAUCCAGAGAACUCGUUGUGAGACAGGCCCCUUUUUUUUUUUUUAAAUGAGUCUUUUCCCAUCAGUGUCAGACUAGUGUCCAGUGCAGCAGAACACACAGAGCAGACGGUGUGGAGCGCUUACAGAGAGCACAUUUCCUUUGCACUGUUUCAGGGCAACAGAGCCCCAUAAUGUUCGACACUUAGACAUAAUAACUGCCUUUAAAAACAGCAGGUGUUUAUAUUUUGUUACAAAAGCUACCAAAGCCUUGAGGAUGUAAUGUAGUUUAGUUAGAUGUAUGUAGCAUAUUUACAGCCACUCUUGCCUUCAAACCCAACAACAGCACCUUUAUAAGUGGAACACAUUUAAUCAUAAUCGACAAUCAUGUUUUUUUUACUCACGUACACUUAAUAAAUCGAAGCGAGCGAGAGACGUAACUCUGAUGAAAGUAAAUAUGAAUGUGAGGUUUUUAACUUUUAACUAGCGUGUGUGCGAGGGAGCGGUACGCGUGUGUGUCGAGGGUAUUUCGGUAAAUAUGUCGGGUAAGGUUGUUGUUGAUGUCCAGUUUUAAAGAAUUGUAUGUGAAAUGGGGGGAAAGCUUUACGGGGAAGGACGUACGGUGUUUGGCGUUUAUUCACUGCUUGACCAAAUUCAUAAUAAAACAUAUUCACACAUAUAUUAAGUUAACAAAGAGAAGGCCGGUAAACACACACACAGCAAGGCAGUGGCCGAAAGACAGACGUACUUAACCAAAGACAAAGCACUCUUGUAUUAAUAAGCUUUUUAAUCUAGCUAUAUUUUUGUACUUAUUGCUUCUUGCGUUUUUACUAUACAUGUAUUUAGUGUGUUGCCUUGUUUGGUAAAAACCUAGAUAAACACUACUUGUAUUACAGCGAUAAUAUAUUGCGGUCUGUUUUCUUGUUGAUCUCUAUAUUAUGUAGUAAUAUAUUUUCACAGGAAGCUAUAGGACAGUGUAUGAGAUAUAAAAAGAAAACAUGUUUGUUUAUAAAGGACAUUAUGCUAUUUUGUAUGGAAAAAAAUGAAGAAUAGAAUUAAACUGAAAUGAUGUGGUACCUAAA
Cottoperca gobio is the source of this 7898-nucleotide messenger RNA. RefSeq names its product tensin 2a (gene tns2a). NCBI's taxonomy places the organism in Eukaryota, Metazoa, Chordata, Actinopteri, Perciformes, Bovichtidae. Bases 535 to 5754 code for a protein of 1739 amino acids. Gene Ontology annotation, molecular function: protein tyrosine phosphatase activity; protein binding. Gene Ontology annotation, cellular component: focal adhesion. The transcript has 28 exons. Gene Ontology annotation, biological process: peptidyl-tyrosine dephosphorylation. The record is from RefSeq and is a predicted model, not a curated record.